AUGAAGCGGCGACGGCGAGAUUCCUAUGAGGACGGAAAAGCUGCUGCAGUGUCACGAGCGACGCCUCGCCAUUGCGCCUCGCGCGAAUCGCCCCGCACUAGUAGAAGCGCUCAGCAGCGUCCAAAUCAACACGGUAGCGUCAGCGAGGCGUCACCAUGCGAGCGCGAGGCGUGGCGAGGGCAAGCGGCAGGCAAUCAGGCCGUCCGCACCUCUCCGUGCGUCCUUUCCCCCGCGCACUCGCCCAAGGCCCGCCGAGCCCAGCAGACCCAGCGGCAAGGGGGGCAGCGGGGUCGCGAUGACUACGGCGCUGCCGCCGCGGCAGCGCGAGCGGCGGUCAUAACGGCGGAUGGCGCGGAGCCCAUCGGCAGCAGCGGCGACUGCGGUUGCGACUCGGAGGCCGCGCGGCAGGCGGAAGGGCAGGCGCCGCACCCGGAUGCGGCGCGUCGCGGCGCGUGCGCAUGUCGCUUCUGCAGCUGGCGGUUCGACUCGGAUGACGAGUCGGACUGCGAGCGCCCCUGCACUGCGCGGGACUCGCCGCGCUUCCGCCCUCAACCCGUGCAGGGCGGGUGGCAGGGGGCUGCGGAAACAGGCGUGCGGGGAGCGGCGCCGUGGGGAGCAGAGCUGGGGGCAGAGAACGGCGAGAGUGGCGAAGGGAGGGCGGAGGUUGGGGGGGCACGUGGUGGAGGCGGAGAACAUGAGGGGGUACAGAUUGGCGGAAGGGGAAUUUACCCCGCGGGGCGGUUCGUGGGGAGCGACGGGGAGUGCCUGGUGCUGGCUGGUUGGGACGGGUGCUGCGUGCUGCUGGACUCGAGCACUCUGCAGCCACCGCUGCACUACUCACCCUGCCCCAGCCACUCGCCACCCCAUGCCACUUCACCACCGCCCCACACGCUCCUUCUCCCCCCUGUCCCUCCCGUCAUUCCUCCCGUCAUUGCAGCGGAGCAGGGCAGCACGGGGUGUGCAGGUGCAGGCAAGCAUGCGGAGAGGGGGAGCACAGCAGAGGAGAGCAGUCUUGCGCCGCACCACUCACGAGCGUCACACCACUGUUGCCCACCACGACCUGCACGCAUGCACAACCACCUUGCACCGCAGCAAACCACUGCUGCUGCAGCAGGCAGCAAAGUGCCGCUCACACCACCCGCCUCUGAAACCCCCUCCCUCACUCCGCCAACCCCCCAACCCGCCUCCCUCCCCGCCUCAUCCCCGCAUCCGUCCCCACUCCCCUCCCCGCCAAACUCCCCCGCCCACCCUCUGCCGCCCGCACCGCCGUCCUGGAAGCACCUCUCGCCGCCCGAGUGGCACGCCGCCCCUUGCGGGGCGGCGCUCGCAAUGGUGCAGGCGGGCGGCAGCGACGUGCGCAUCUGGGACGUGCGGGACGGCGGGGUGGCGGUGAGCAUGCAGACGGAGGGCGCAGUGGAGCACAUGGCGUGCUGUGCGCCCAUGCUGUGGCUGGACGACGAGCGCCUCGUGGUGGUGGAGGAGGGCGGCAGCGUGGGGCUGUGGCACGUGGCGGGGGGGGAGGCAGUGCUGUUCCACCACGUGCAGCUCAUGGACCAGUGGGGCGAGGCCGAGCGCGUCUGUGCCAUUGCUGUCAUGCCAGGGCGGCGCUGCAACAAACGCCUCUUCCCCUCGCUGUCAGUGCUGCUGCCUGCGCUCAUUGCGCUGAGGGGCGAGGGAGUGACGUGUGCGGUGGCAUGCGAGAGCGCCAUCUACCUGGCGGAUUGGAGCACCCCGGCUGUCAUCCUCCACCGCAUCCCCUCCUCCCACGCCCGCCCUCCAGACGCCAUGUGCUUCGCCGGCACGUCUCUCUUUGUGGCACUGCCGUCGCUGCCACAUGAAGAUGGUGCAGCCGUUCAACCUUCUCUCCGCUGUCCCUCUCCCACUCCCUCUCAUGACCUUCCUACAACUUUUGUUGUUGCACACCCCCUCGCCCCCGCCCACACCCCCACCCGUUCCUCCUCCCUUUCGGCGCAUCGAGCUGCAGCCAGGGGCGGGACAGGGAGCAACUGCAGCACGGGCCAGGAGGGCGAGCGCUACCACCUGGACUCGCACGUGCCGCGCGCCAGCAGAGGGCCGCUGCUGGCCGUGCGCGUGCACGCCGGGCGGCUGUUUGCGCUGCAUGCGGGCGGCGUGCACGUGUUCCGCCUGAACCGGGCGGCACAGCGGGGCGGAGGAGGGGUAACAGGCAGGAGUGCGGGCGGGGAUGGGGGGUAUGAGGUGCGGGGGCGAGGUUACCAGCGGAUGAGGGCAGUGCAGGGGAGGAGAGGCGGAGGCAGGUGUGGGAGUGGGGCAGACUCGCAAGUCCCAGUGCAGAGAGUGGUGGAGUGCGGUGAGGCGGUGGGGGGGAGAGAGAGUGGAGGAGCAGCGCAAGUAGCGGCAGCAGUGCUUGGUUCCCAUGCAUGGCGCAGUGGGGCGGUGGUGGAGGGCUCUGAUGCGGGCAGUGAGGGGGAGCAGGGAAGCGAGGGGGAGUAUGGACGAGAGCAUGGAAGAGAGUUGUAUGAAAUGGAGGAUGUGGAUGGGCAGGAGGGUGAGGAGCGUCAGGACAGCAUUCCGAUGGCCUUGGAGUGCAGCGGCGGUGGUGGCGGUGGUGGAGUGGGCAGUGGGAGGUGCGAGGGGGAGACAGUGGAGGAGCGGAGGCUGGUGGGGGUGGUGGGCAGGCGGGAGAAUGGGCUGCUGCACCCAGCCAUAGACGUGGUUGGGGAUAGGCUGCUGCUCGUCUCUGCCAACCAUCCGCCAUGUCUCUAUUCUUGUCCCUGA
Molecule: messenger RNA, 2757 nt
Organism: Closterium sp. Naga37s-1
Lineage: Eukaryota; Viridiplantae; Streptophyta; Zygnematophyceae; Desmidiales; Closteriaceae
Source: the annotation of a GenBank genome assembly